AUGACUGACCCUAAGAUGGCAGCAAUGUGGUCGGAGGCUUUUACAAAUUUUACAAUUUUGAUGAACCCCUAUUUGGCGAUGAAAUAGGCGAUGAAAUACUUCUGGUAAAAUAGGAGAUGAAGUAAUCAAUGAAUGAUGGUAUGAAAUUGGCAAUCAAUUUGGAGAUGAAAUAUGUUA
Molecule: messenger RNA, 177 nt
Organism: Paramecium octaurelia
Lineage: Eukaryota; Ciliophora; Oligohymenophorea; Peniculida; Parameciidae
Source: the annotation of a GenBank genome assembly